Messenger RNA from Saccoglossus kowalevskii, 1322 nucleotides. RefSeq names its product testican-1-like. Lineage: Eukaryota; Metazoa; Hemichordata; Enteropneusta; Harrimaniidae. The record is from RefSeq and is a predicted model, not a curated record. Gene Ontology annotation, molecular function: protein binding; extracellular matrix binding; collagen binding. Gene Ontology annotation, biological process: anatomical structure development.
AAAUAAAUCAACCUUCAGAAAACAAAAACAGACAUCUCUCGCAUGAUAGUCUGAGAUUUGUUCAAGCAGUUUCAACAAACUUUCCUAAAGUUAACCAUGAUGCGAUUGGCAGCGGUGUUAAUACUUGUACUUGUGGCGGUAGAGGCGAGACCCAACAGAACCCCAAAGGAAUAUAAGAAGUCGGGCGAAUGGAAAGCACUUCUGAGACCAGUGUCGGAGAGUGAUUCUCUAGUCAAAAAAGAAUGGGAAGAUAUUCAGCCCAAGAAGACAUACGACAAGGUUUAUGAUCCAUGUGACGAUUUGAAGUGUGGUAACGGUAAACUGUGCUUUGUUUUGGAAGACGAUACAGCCACGUGCAUGAGUAGACGCGCUAUAGAAAGGAGGUACAAACUACACGAGAAGAAGUACGAUGAGGAGUCUUGUCAACGAUGCCCAGAUACCGAGUCAUAUCACGUGUGUGGUACCGAUGGGAAAACCUACCACGAUGUCUGUCAUCUGGAAAGGAAAGCAUGCAAGACGGGAAAGAAAAUUGCCUGGAUGUGUGACGGUCCUUGUCCAUGCACACCACUUGACGAAGAAAUCCAACCUGGCUUUUACAAUGACUACGUCCAGGAACCUAAGAAACUGGUCAAAGAAACUCUAAUUCAGUCCGAUGAACUGCCAGCAGGAAAUGCGGUCGAUCUCCCUGAACUGGAACAAACUGCAUAUGACGUGGCAGAUGAGCAAGCUUGGGUGCCAAGUGAGUGCACUGAUUCGGAAUUGUCUGAACUUCCAAGACGGUUGAUGGAAUGGUUUAGAUUGUUACAAGCAGAAGAAGAGGACCUUUAUAAGAAACAUCCACACAAGGAGAUGCCCGUACCUGAUGUUGAGGUGCUCCCUAAAUGCAAAGAGUCAACUGCCUGGAUGUUUAACACACUUGACGUUGACAGAGAUCUUGUGCUGUCUUCCAAGGAAUACUACGACAUGUACAACGACGAGUACGAAGUAUGCAUGAGAACCUUCCUAGAUGAAUGCGAUCAAAACCGGGACUGGAAAAUCACUGGAGACGAAUGGUGUAACUGUUUCCAUGCUGAAGAAGCUGUGAGACCACCUUGCUUCCAGGCAAUGGACGACGUACCUACCAUGAUGGUAUUAGGGGAGAUCAGGCCUUUAGCAGGUGCUUUCGUUCCGACUUGUGACGAAAACGGUUACUAUUCAACGGCGCAAUGUCACGGCGGAACAGGAUUUUGCUGGUGUGUUGAUCAAUACGGAGUUGAAUACGAAAACACACGUGUGAGAGGAGAGCCCCCUUGUGGUGAGUGUUCGUGAUAAACAGACAGUAU